AUGCGUGGUACAAUCUUACGCCGUCUAUAUCCUUCGGCCAAGUUCCCUAUCGCCCGGUAUUCAGUCGCGCGACCAUUCUCCACAUACCCAGAACCAAAGAAGGCUUCAUCUUUUUGGACCCUUACAUUUACUCUCGCUGUCGUUGGAGGAGGCGCUUGGCUCCAGGAUAGAUACUUCAAUCCCAAAGACACAAUCCCUUCGCAGCCCCAGCUCCCUCAAAAACCCUUCCUCGGAAUAAUCGAUACCCUCGCGACGAUGCCCGCCGAACCCGCCCCCGGAACAGUCGGGAACCUCACCCCAGAGCAAGAAGUCAAACUGAAGGAAUUCUGGGUCCUGACACUCAAAGUCUUCGGCCUCACACUCGAAGAACUCGAAGCGCCCCCAUCCACCGCCACCACCGAUGCCUCAACACCCGCCCCAGCCCAGGAUAAGAAGAAGUCCAAGAGCCGAUGGGGACUUUUUGGCCGCGCGGACGAAGACGACACGAAAAGCGAUUCCAACAGUAGCCCCUCUCCCAGCAUAUCUUCAAUCAGUAUCGCCGAUGGCGACGACAAGUACGGCCAGUCCAAGGAGUUCAAACAGGCGCUGGAGGACAUGAAGCCCGAGGAGAUCCGGACAGCAUUCUGGAGCAUGGUCAAGGGCGACAACCCGGACUCGCUGCUGCUGCGGUUCCUGCGGGCGCGCAAGUGGGACACCAAGAAGGCGCUUGUUAUGUUGAUUUCCACGAUGCGCUGGCGACUGCUGGAAAUGCAUGUCGACGACGAUAUCAUGUUCAACGGCGAGGCAUCGGCUGUGAAGAUGUCACAGGGGCUCUGA
Molecule: messenger RNA, 816 nt
Organism: Penicillium samsonianum
Lineage: Eukaryota; Fungi; Ascomycota; Eurotiomycetes; Eurotiales; Aspergillaceae
Exons: 1
Coding region: 1-816 (271 amino acids)
Source: RefSeq, a predicted model, not a curated record